AUGGCCGCGGCAACAGAAAACACCCCCCAGCAGUUGAGCGAUGCUCUUGUCGCCUUUGCACUCGAAGGCCGCUUUCCUGAUGAUAUCUCCGUCCUCCCUCCUGUUUCCGAAACCGACCUACAACCUGCGAUCCAGGCUCUAGCAGAAGCCAACCAAGGGCUGGAGGCCGAGCUACACACCAUCAAUCAAGAGACAAAACAAGAUGUUGAUUCAUGGGUACGGAAUUCAAAGACCUUGCAGGAGGACAUUUUCCGCUCAAAAGCAAUGGCCAACGAGAUUGAACGACAAUCUGAGGCUCCCGAUGUCUCUGGGGAAGCUGUGGAAGACGCAGAAGAGAAGGCAGAGUUUCUAAAUCGUGAAGUUCAGUACAGUCAACAGCUUCAUGGCGUGUUGCAAAGUAUCAAGGGCGUUCAUCGGCUCUUAAGUGAAGUGGAGACUGCUAAAAAUGAACGUCGCAUCAUAGAUUCUUUGCGACUUCUUGAGAAAUCGUGGGAAGCGAUUGAUCAAAUAGGUGUCAGCAAGUCUUGUCGAGUGAUGAAGCUUUUAGAUCUGCGGAGUUUCGAGCUAAAAUCCGCCAUCCAUGAGGUUUUCAAUCAUAUUUGGAAGACACUAAUUCAUGCCGAUAUUGAGACUCGCCAAUUUGCUGUGUACGACGCUGUCAAGGACGAGCAAGUGAGUCUCGCUGACGCUGUAAUUGGUCUUCAAGCCUAUAAAGAGGUUGAUGAGCGUAUGGAACAGCUAUGGCGAAAUGUAGAUGCUGCAAUCAUAUCUCCUCGCAUGGAUAUUAGGAACGACGUUUUUCCCUCGAUACAAGCCGAUGAGGAUGUUCUUAAACUAUCUGGCGAAGCGUCAAGAUCAGUCGACGCUCUACUUGCUGACUUGGAAACAACAUUCGCUUUCCUCGCUCGAAAACUGCCAUCUACUCUUCUACCGCCACUUGGCAACUUCAUGAUGGCCGACGUGAUACCCAAACUGAUUGGAGAGUGGCUGGUUCCAGCUGUACCCUCGUCGCUCAAGGAGAUGGACAACUUCCAAGUCAUGAUCAAAAGGGCCCAGGAGUUCUGUCAAUCACUCACUGAUAAUGGAUAUACCGGUUUUGCGGAUCUGCAGAAUUGGGUUGAUAAUGCACCAUCAAUAUGGCUAGGGAAAUGUCGAGAGACAACUCUCGAUUCUGUUCGAUCCAAGCUACUUGACGGGAUUGGCGAGUCCAAGCAGGUCGAAAAGGUCGAGAAGCAGAUGGUAUCUAUCGCAGAAGGCAAAAAGAUCACCAAAACACCGGGAGGGGCUGGCGCAACUGCCGAAACCGCUGAUUGGGGUGCCGAUUGGGGCGAUGCAUGGGACGAAGACAACGAGCAGCCCAAAGACGAGAGCAAGCCUACGACGAAGGAGCCAGACUCUACCAAAGCCGAUGAAGAUGAUGGCGCAGAUGCGUGGGGUUGGGACGAGGAAGACACCACUGCUGAAGCUCAAAACACUAAACAAACUACCGAGAAGAACGAUGAGGAUGACAGUGCUGCUGCUUGGGGCUGGGGUGAUGAAGACACUGCUCAAGCACCAGAGCAAGUCCCGGCAACAAGAAGCAAGAUUCCACAGGCUCAAGAAGAAACUCGAGAGCUUGUUUUGAAGGAAAUUUACAGCGUUUCAUCUAUGCCCGAGCCCGUUCUCGACCUUAUCUACGCUAUUCUGGAGGACGGUGCUGCAUUGACAAGGGACGAUGUUGAGUAUGCGCCAGUUGCAGCCACAGCCCCUGGACUCUUCGGUUUACCCACGUUCGCCCUGGCAUUGUUCAGGGCCAUCUCGCCAUACUACUACUCUCUUAGCGAAGGGGGUAACAUGUUCUUAUACAACGACGCCAUGUAUCUAGCAGAGCGACUCUCUGAGUUUGCUGAUGCUUGGAAGAAGCGCGAAGACCUGACCCCCAGAGCCCGGAACAUGUUGCGACUUGACAACGACAUCAAGAGCCUACAGAGCUUUGCCAAUCGCAGUUACGCCAACGAGAUGAACAUCCAGAAAACUAUCCUCCGUGAUUUUCUCGGUGGAGCUCAAAGUCUGAUGCAGCAGGAUGAAAUGGAGUCUUGCGUAGAGUUAGCUACGGGGCGCAUUCGCGCGAUGGCUUCUGUCUGGAAAUCCAUCCUGGCUCGUUCGGUUUGGACACAGGCUUUAGGUUCUCUGGCUGAUGCUGUCGCAACCAAGCUAAUCACAGAUGUGCUUGAGAUGUCAUCUAUUGGCCAGGAUGAGGCCUACAAUAUCGCAAAGGUCAUCGCUGCUGCGACAGAGCUUGAUGACCUCUUCUUGCCUAGCGUUUUGACAGGUACUGCAAGUGCAGAGGGUGAGGUUCCCCAGACAGCUCAGUACGCACCCAGCUGGCUUCGUCUUAAGUAUUUGAGCGAAGUACUUCAAAGUAAUCUUAAUGAGGUGCGCUAUCUAUGGUUUGAGAGCGAGUUGAGCCUUUACUUUACUGCUUCAGAAGUCAUUGACCUCAUCGAGGCUAGCUUUGAAGCGAACCCGCGAACGAGGGAUACGAUUCGGGAGAUUCAGUCCAAGCCUGCUCCCGUAGCUGAGCGGUAA
Fusarium pseudograminearum CS3096 is the source of this 2568-nucleotide messenger RNA. RefSeq lists its product as uncharacterized. Gene Ontology annotation, cellular component: RZZ complex. Bases 1 to 2568 code for a protein of 855 amino acids. The transcript has 5 exons. The record is from RefSeq and is a predicted model, not a curated record. Gene Ontology annotation, biological process: mitotic spindle assembly checkpoint signaling; endoplasmic reticulum to Golgi vesicle-mediated transport. Lineage: Eukaryota; Fungi; Ascomycota; Sordariomycetes; Hypocreales; Nectriaceae.